Amyelois transitella is the source of this 1525-nucleotide messenger RNA. It is a transcript of the gene Scsalpha1, whose product is annotated as succinate--CoA ligase [ADP/GDP-forming] subunit alpha, mitochondrial. The transcript has 6 exons. Gene Ontology annotation, cellular component: mitochondrion; succinate-CoA ligase complex (ADP-forming). Gene Ontology annotation, molecular function: succinate-CoA ligase (GDP-forming) activity; succinate-CoA ligase (ADP-forming) activity. Gene Ontology annotation, biological process: tricarboxylic acid cycle. Bases 121 to 1116 code for a protein of 331 amino acids. The record is from RefSeq and is a predicted model, not a curated record. NCBI's taxonomy places the organism in Eukaryota, Metazoa, Arthropoda, Insecta, Lepidoptera, Pyralidae.
CACCUACGUCAAAUCUAUCGUCAUGUCAAAUAUAGUAAAAUUAUGUAAUGGCUGGCAGUUUGUCACUGCCACAAAUUAAUUAUUCUUUUCUCCCCACAGCCUCCCAUUCUAGCUAAAACAAUGGCUGUGUCAGUACGGAUUUUUUCUCGGUUGAGAGAGGGCCUGAAACUCAACAAUGUGAGGUAUUCCUCUGGCACUCCAUACGCAGAAACCAGAAAAAAUCUGGUACUGACCUCAGAAACAAAAGUCAUUGUCCAGGGUUUCACCGGCAAGCAGGGCACCUUCCACAGCCAACAGGCACUCGACUAUAAGACACAAGUUGUUGGCGGAGUGUCACCCAAAAAGGCAGGAACAGAACAUUUAGGGAAGCCGGUAUUUGCAACAGUAAAAGAGGCGAAAGCAGCAACUGGGGCGCAUGCUAGUGUUAUAUACGUGCCUCCCCCAGCUGCGGCCCAGGCUAUCUUGGAGGCCAUCGAGGCAGAGAUGCCUUUAAUCGUGUGCAUCACCGAGGGAGUGCCACAACAUGACAUGGUGCGCGUGAAACACGCUCUGCUAAGGCAAAACAAAUCCCGGCUGGUCGGCCCCAACUGCCCCGGGAUCAUCGCGCCGGAGAAGUGCAAGAUCGGCAUCAUGCCGGCCGCGGUGCACAAGAGGGGCUGCAUAGGUGUUGUUUCCCGCUCUGGUACCCUGACCUAUGAAGCUUGCCAUCAAACCACCACGACUGGUUUGGGUCAAACCCUGUGCGUCGGCAUUGGCGGCGACCCUUUCAACGGCACAGACUUCAUUGACUGCCUGGAAGUCUUCCUAGCAGAUCCCGAGACGAAGGGCAUAAUCCUCAUCGGUGAGAUCGGAGGCAACGCAGAGGAAUUGGCGUCGGAGUACCUCACUCAGUACAACACUGGCCAGAAAGCGAAACCCGUGGUUUCAUUCAUCGCUGGCUUGACCGCCCCGCCCGGCAGGAGAAUGGGUCAUGCCGGAGCCAUUAUUUCCGGCGGAAAGGGAGGCGCCAUGGACAAAAUAAAAGCCCUAGAAAAAGCAAACGUCAUCGUCACACGCUCACCUGCAAAAAUGGGCACCGAACUCUUCAAAGAAAUGAAAAGACUAGAACUGGUCUAAGUAACGCUUAUAUUUACCACAAGAUUGUAUGUCUAUUCUGUAUAGUCUUAGUAAAUAACGGAAUUAUUUAUUUCCUAAUGUUAUAUCAGUGAUAUUGUUCCAAUCAGGAAAUUAUGAAGCGUUUUAAUAAAACGAAAUUUUUAAUACAACCAUAUAAUCGUCCACAUAAAUUUAGAUUUCAAAAAUCUCUACUUGUUAAAUUUUGAAAUUAUGCACGACAUUGUUAGCUGAGCACUAUAUUAUAUAGGCGACAUGGACACAUUUUGUUAUAUAUUUUACAAACUUUAUAUUUUAGUCCAUGAUAGGCGAUAAGUGUCGUAUUAAAUAUAAGUGUUACAUAAUCGAUCAAAUUUUCGUAAGCUUAAAUUCAAGACAAUUUCCUGACUACGCUUUUACUGUUGUAUUGUAU